UUGGAAUGAUAAGAGAUAUUGCUACAGAAGCCCAAAAUGUCAAUGAGUUAGCAAAAAUGACCGCUUUGAACAUUAUAAUAAAAUCUUUCAAAGUCCAAAAGGAUUCCAAUAUGGAAGAUAAUCAACUUGCUGGGAUGAUAAUGUCAAUGCAAAAUCAGCAGAAUAAAGAAAAGAAAAAGGAUCUUCAUCGGAUUCAUCACCAGCUGAUUCCAGCUAGCAAGAAUGAAGAGAAGAAGGCUAAGGAAAAGAAACCUAAAGACAUUAAGGAAGAAAAAGAAAAACAAGAUGAUAAGGAAAGUAAAAAGCUGGAUCCUUCCAAGUGUAUCAACUCAUUCCCAAGUGCCGAUGUCAUGAAGAUGGAAGAAGAAUUCUGGAAACGAAUCGACAUUAAUGAAGUUUCAUUCGUAGGAGGAUCUCUUGGAAGAUACAAAGGUGGAGUCACAGCUGUUCAAGUCAGUCAUAACAGUAGACUUGUUGCAAUCGGUCUCGAUGCAGGAUAUAUUCUGUUAUAUGACCUUGUAUAUCAAUCAAAAGAAGAAGGAAUUAAAGAUAAAGGUCAUGGAUCUCCUUAUCUGAUCAGGGUUGUUUCUAAUAUUAAAUCCUCAGUUGUUAAUUUAGAGUUUUCUUAUGAUAAUUAUACACAAUUGAUAGCUACAUUUGCUGAUGGAACUGCUAAAGUGUAUAAUAUCAAUCAACAUGCAGGGGGGUUAGACAAAUUUAAAUAUGCCAAGAAAGAUCAGCUUGCACAGAGAACUAUCUUCCAGAUGGAAGAAAAGAUGUUUUUGAAUUCAAGUUACUGUCUAUCAUUAGACGAAAGUAGCAACACAAUUCUCGGCACAAGUUAUAAGUUAGACAUAACAACCUUUUUCCCUUCACUAACAUUCACGGGAAUGCAGCAUUCAUAUAUUUUUGCCUGUCAAAAUGGUUUAAUUGUUAAAAUAAAUUCGAAUAAGAAUGUACGAAAUGAACAAAUGAAAGUUGGAUUAUUUAAUAGAGCUCUUGGACCGAUAAUAGCUCCAGAAGAGCAGAAAUUUCCAAAGGGAAAAUAUCCUUUCUUCAGGCCAAAAAUGCUUCCUGAGCCUGAGACAAAACCCCAUAUUGACCGAGAAUUCUUCUCAGGCCAUAAUUCUCCAAUUCUUUUACUCGGGUUUAUAGAAGGCAGUCCAAACAUAAUAUCUGUUGAUCAGAGAGGGUACUGAUUUAUUUGGGAGUACAAAAAGAGUUCUUUCACAGAUUUGUUAAACUUCAAACCAACAAUCAAACUCAAAGUUGAGUUGAACUAUACUCUCUUCAUUCCUGAAGACUCUGAGCGGAUCUUUCCUGCUAAAGGAGAAAGAGAGAUAAAUCCGAAGAGAGAGCCCACAGCCAGUGCUAUGGAAAAAAUUGGAGAAUUCAUGUCAGGAAUAAACGUGCCUGAAAUUAUUGAUAGCUCAAAGUGUACGAUUCGAGAUGAAAAUACUAAUACAACUCAGUUCUUCGUCCCUCAAACAGAACUCCCUGAGGAGUUUGGACUUGCAGAUUUUAUCGAGUAUAUCUUCAACUCUCAGAACUUUUGUAUUAAAGCGGUUCACCAGAAGUUCCAGGCUCAGAAACAUUCAUGUCAGAUAAUUGGGGCAAAAAUGUCAAAGGAUAGGAAGUACGUAGUCUUCCAUCUACUCAAGGACCACUUCCUUUCCCUAAAAGCACGAGAGAACCAUGAAUUCGUGGUAUUUAGAAUAAUGGGUCAACGUCUAAAUAUUUUCAAAGUAACUCUAGAUUUUGACAAGAAUUCAAGAAUCAUGUAUGAAAUCAGCAGUGAGAUUCCUCCAUUUAACCUGCCUUACCUUUACGUAGUCAGAGGGACUUACAUGCUGAUAGUCUCUCUAGUGACAGGUCAGACUCUGAAUCGGCUUAACUUUGGUGAUCUCAUCAAGGAACAUAUCAGCACAUUACACACAAAGAAGGAGAUAAUAUUUGAUAAAAUUGUGUCACACAAUUACAAAAAUCUGUUCCUGACCUCAAAGAAAUUUGACACUGUAAUGCAGAUCAAGAUGUAUAACUCUAUGGAGAGCUCUGAGAUCGAAAGUUUCAGAUCAUUUGGACAGGUUUUGAACGGAUGAUGGGAUGCUCCCAACACCCAGAAGUUGAAAGAAGUUAUAUCCCAACCCUUAUUUUAUGCAGAAUAAGCAGAAAUUUAUUUUAAACAUAUUCAAC
Molecule: messenger RNA, 2193 nt
Organism: Moneuplotes crassus
Lineage: Eukaryota; Ciliophora; Spirotrichea; Euplotida; Euplotidae
Source: the annotation of a GenBank genome assembly